Passer montanus (Eurasian tree sparrow) is the source of this 968-nucleotide messenger RNA. Its product is annotated as cilia- and flagella-associated protein 251-like. Lineage: Eukaryota; Metazoa; Chordata; Aves; Passeriformes; Passeridae. Bases 160 to 609 code for a protein of 149 amino acids. The transcript is spliced from 5 exons. The record is from RefSeq and is a predicted model, not a curated record.
AACAAGGCUGUCGGGAGAGGCAUUCAGGAGAGUAACACGCCGGACACGCACACGCAGGCAGACACGCGCGCGAACGCCCGGCACACGGCUCCCCACUCGCGCACACGCACACACGCACGGGCACAGGCACACGCGGUCCGGGCGCUACGAGCGCGGAGGAUGUGCAGGCAUAGAGGAAGCCGCUGCGCCGCCGAGGAGGAGGAGGAGGAAAAGGAGGAGGAGGUGGAGGAGGAGGAGGGGAAGGAAGAGGAGGAGGAGGAGGUCGCCGCUCUCCGCUCGCCGCCGCCGGGGCUCGGCCGCCGCCGCUCCCGCGGAGGCUGCUGUCGCCACCGCUGUCGCCGCCGCCGGUGCCGGUGUGGGCUCUCGGAGAGGCGGGAGGUCGAGAGACGAGCCGCUCGCCCGCGAUCAGAAAAAAAAUCGGAUGUGACUAAAUUCGCAGAGGAGACGAAUUCACGGCGAAGUGUAAAAAUAGAGAACGGGAAUAAUAAUGACACUUGCAGAAAAAGAGAGAUCCAAAGUAGGAAUGAAGCGAAAGACACAAGGAGGAAGGGUGGAAAAAAAGAAGAAAAGGAAGGAGAAGAGGGAGAUGAAGGGGGGGCACACAACUAAUAGAAUAUGCAAGAAAGGGAAGGGGGGGAGAGAGGGAGAGAGGGGGAGAGAGGGAGAGAGAAGGAGAGAGAGAGAGACCCAAAAAAUGAAUGCGUUUAAACGGGAAGCCUAGCAAAGCAAUGUUUCCGAAAGGGGGAUCUGCGCGAAUGUCUGUAUAUAGUGAACUUUGACACUACUAUUGAAACUGACACGUUUCUAUGGAGAUCGCUGCCUUAUAUGGAGCUCGUGUCAAGGAGCCAAGAGAAGGGCUGCUGGCAACUGAUAAUCAAAGGCGACUGACUGGUCAGAGCCCUGAACUGGGGGGAGAGAAAAUGAGAGGCUAAGACCUGAUUAGUACGGGUCGCCUGUGACCCCUCUAC